Messenger RNA from Carlito syrichta (Philippine tarsier), 3902 nucleotides. It is a transcript of the gene NOL8, whose product is annotated as nucleolar protein 8. Bases 225 to 3740 code for a protein of 1171 amino acids. Lineage: Eukaryota; Metazoa; Chordata; Mammalia; Primates; Tarsiidae. The record is from RefSeq and is a predicted model, not a curated record. Gene Ontology annotation, molecular function: RNA binding. The transcript has 17 exons.
GUGACCGGAAGUUAGUGACCGCUGUGGCGCUGGCUUUAGGAGACACAUGGUGAGGACUGGGUUUAGGUGUGCGAAGUGGCAGGGCUAUUUCCUACUCUUUCUCUUCACUUAUUUUGGGUCUUCUCGGAGGAGGAGGGCUGGGAUAGGUAGGUUGGGGGCGGAGGCCAUCAGGGAGAAUAAAUUACUUUUCCCACUAGAACAUACCAGGUACAUGCCCAGCCUUCAUGAAAGUGAACAAAGAAUCAAAACGCCUUUUUGUGGGUGGCCUUGGCCAGGCCAUUUCUAAGGCAGACCUGCAAAAUCAGUUCAGCAGAUUUGGAGAAGUUUCUGAUGUGGAGAUCAUCACACGGAAAGAUGACCAAGGAAACCCACAGAAAGUCUUUGCAUAUGUCAACAUCAAAGUAGCAGAAGCAGACCUGAAAAAAUGUAUGUCUGUUUUAAAUAAAACAAAAUGGAAAGGUGGAACUCUACAAAUUCAGCUGGCAAAAGAGAGUUUUUUGCACAGAUUGGCCCAAGAGAGAGAAGCAGCAAAAGCCAAGAAAGCAAAAUCAGCAACAGACACCACCAACUUAGUAGAAAAGAUGGGCGGGGUAGAUUUCCAUAUGAAAGCUGUGCCUGGGACAGAAGUGCCAGGUCACAAGAAUUGGGUUGUGAGUAAAUUUGGAAGAGUCUUACCUGUUCUUCACCUCAAGAGUCAGCACAAACGUAAAGUCAUAAAAUAUGAUCCUUCAAAAUUUUGCCACAACCUAAAGAAGAUAGGGGAGGAUUUCACAAAUACCAUUCCUGUAUCCAGCCUCACUUGGGAAUUGGAAGGAGGGAAUGACCCUAUGAGUAAGAAGCGACGAGGGGAGUUCUCUGACUCUCAUGGCCCUCCCAAGAAGACGAUAAAAGUGAACGACGAAAGUUCCACGGGGUCUCUGGCAACGAGUCCAAGGUCCAGCUGGGUAAUGGCAAGUCCACACUUAACACAGCAACAAGCUGUACAGAAAAGACGUGGUGUUUCCAUUACUUCUUCUAAACCACCCCUUGUUCCUGGUACUGAUACUCAGAAACUUAACAAUGUGCCCUUUUGGACUUCUGGCUUAGAAACUUCCAGGAUUAGAAAUAGUGUAUCAGAUGAUGAUAUGGAUUCAGAAGAUGAAUUAAGCGUGAUGAUUGCAAAAGAAGAAAACUUACAGAAAAGUACAUGGUCCUCAAUAAGUGAAUCUGAAAAUGAUCCCUUCGAAGUUGUAAAGGAUGACUUUAAAUCAGAUGCUCACAAACUUCAUUCCUUAACAGGUUUAGGUAUCAAAAAUAAUGUCUCUUGCCAUGUUAGUGAUGAUUAUGUUAUGGGAAAUGAUUGUGAGUAUGAUUCAGGAGAUACAGAUGAAAUUAUUGCAAUGAAAAAAAACAUUAGUCAGGUCAUAAACAGUACAGAAUUUCCACAAAUGGAAAAAUCUAUAUACAAGAAAACUUCUUUCAAAAACAAAGAAAACUGUGAGCUUUCUAAACAUUUUAUUCAAGAACAAAAAAGAAAAAACAAUGUAGAGUCAGCCAUUAGUCAUGGAGUGAAGCCUUUUAAUUGUAAAUCUCCAUCUGACUCCAGUAGUAGUGAAGAUGGUGAUUCUGCAUCAGAAUUAGCUGAGUCUGAGGGAGACAAGGAGUAUAAUGCCAUGAUAAAAAACUGUCUCCGUGUGAAUCUCACUUUAGAUGACUUGGGACAGUUGGCUGGCAGUGAUCCAAAGGUUCCAAAUGAUGCUGAGAGCAAUGGCCAAGAAGAAACCACCGUCUGCCUCAAGUAUGACAGAGCCUCCAAGAGCCCCAAAACUUCCUGUGGCAUCCGCAAAGGCCAACAGUGUAUUUGUCCUGAGGAGAUUUUAGCUUCUCUUUUAGAAGGAGAGACUACCUGUGAUAAACAGAAACCAAAGGAAAAUAACGUAAAGCCAAAAUUUCAGGCUUUCAAGGGAGUAGGCUGUCUCUAUGGAAAGGAGUCAUUGAAAAAGUCAUUGAAAGAGAGUAUUGCCUCUAAAAGUAUUAAUAAAGAUCAGAAUUCCUUGAAACAUAAUGAUCCUACUAGCAUUUUCACGGAAAACAGGUCCCCAUAUGCUAAUGACUCAUCAAGUGGACUGACUUCAAGUCAAUACGCAAAGGUCAAUGGUGCAAACAAUAUCCAACCUCAAAAAAGACAGUCCACUUUUGAGAGUCAAGUCCACAAGGUGGUAUCCCCCAACAGUUCCGGAAAGGGAAGUAGGAACCCUGUUUCUAACCUGUUGCCAUUAAAAAGUAAGAAGUCCUUAAGUCUUAGUAUAAAUACUCACAAGAUACGCUUUGACAAAGACAGCUGCCAUAGUGCCACAAAUACAGAAACUUCAGAGGACGAGAGCUCUGAUUCAAGCAGCCUCACACCUCUUGAGAAAUCACCAAAGGUCUCUUCCAGGAAAGACACUCAGGAAAGCAAAACCGAUUUCUCACUUUCCAUCAGUAAGUCAACGGAUAUGAGUGCUAAGGAUAAGCGUGCUGAAGAUAAUCAGAAGCGGUUGGCAGCCUUGGAAGCAAGACAGAAAGCGAAAGAGAUGCAGAAGAAGCUAGUACAUAAUGCUCUGGCAAAUUUGGAUGGUCACCCAGAGGACAAGCCAAUGCACAUCAUCUUCAGUUCUGACAGUGAAAGUGAAACGGAGGAGACAUCUGCUCAGGAACAUAGCCAUCUAGGAGAGGAACUGGUGAAACAGUCUGUGGGUAAAACAUCUGGGAAGCUGUUUGACAGCAGUGAUGAAGAGGAAUCUGAUUCCGAAGAUGACAGCAACAGGUUCAAAAUUAAACCUCACUUUGAGGGCCGAGCUGGACAGAAGCUCAUGAAUUUACAGUCACACUUCGGCACUGAUGACAGAUUCCGCAUGGAUUCUCGAUUUCUAGAAAGUGACAGUGAAGAAGAACAGGACGAAGUAAAUGAAAAUAAAACUGCGGAGGAAGAAGAGCUUGCUGCAGAAAAAGAGAAAGCCCUGAAUGUUAUGCAAAGUGUUUUGCACAUCAACUUGAGCAAUUCUACAAGCAAAGGAUCAGUAGCUUCUAAGAAAUUUAAAGACAUCGUACGUUAUGAUCCAACAAGGCAUGACCAUGCCACUUAUGAAAGAAAAAGAGAAGAUAAACCAAAAGAAAGUAAAGCAAAACGAAAAAAGAAAAGGGAGGAAGCUGAGAAGUUACCUGAGGUGUCUAAAGAAACGUAUUAUAACAUUGCUACAGAUUUGAAAGAAAUAUUCCAAACUACAAAAGAUACCAGUGAAAAGGAAGAGGACAAACCCUGGAAUGAGGACUGUGACAGCAAGAAACCCGAGGAAAUUCAGGACCCCGCAGCUCUGACAAGUGGGGUCGAGCAGCCCAGUGGGUUCACGUUCUCCUUUUUUGAUGCAGACACUAAAGACAUCAAGGAAGAAACCUAUAAAGUUGAAACAAAGAAACCUGGGAAGAUUGUCUGGCAGGAUGACCCUCGUUUCCUAGACAGCAGUUCAGAAGAGGAAGAUGGUACUGAAGAAACAGAUCACGGAAGUCCCAAUCCUGGAGAAGCAUCAUUGCCUGAGAAAGAAACCACUAGAUUUUUCUUUUUCUCCAAGAAUGAUGAAAGACUUCAAGGUAACUCUAACUUAUUCUGGAGAGGAGUGGGAAGUGAUGUUACCAGGAAUUCUUGGGAGACCAGAACAAACAACCUUCGUAUGGAAUGUCGGAAGAAACAUAAAGAUGCAAAAAGGAAAAUGAAACCAAAAUAACAAAUGUCAGCAUUGGUUUUGAUACCAAAUGUGGACAAGGCUCACCUAAGGAAAUUGACCUUGAAAAUAGUUUGGACUGACAAGAAAUUUCAGAGUGAAGGAAUAUUCAAAAUCUGGCUGAUGGAAUAGCAUUCUGGUUGCCAUCUUUUUCUGUGUAACUCC